AGAGCAUCUGUAAUUGGUUGUAUAACUGAAGGCUAUGGAAGAACAUGUCAGUCCACUGGCUGCUACACAUAUUCUUCAACACACACUGAGAAGCCUGUGCAUUCAUCAAAAUUCUCAGUGGGUAUAUGCAGUCUUCUGGAGGAUCUUGCCUAGAAACUACCCACCACCCAAAUGGGAGUGGGAAGGUCAAGGGACUUAUGACAGAUCAAGAGGAAACAGAAGGAACUGGAUAUUGGCGUGGGAAGAUGGUUUCUGCAAUUUUGCAGCUUCAUCAUCUGUUUAUAAUGGGAAUUACUAUCAAGGGUUGCAACCUGAGCUGUUCUUCAAGAUGUCGCAUGAGAUCUAUAACUAUGGAGAAGGGUUGAUAGGAAAAGUUGCUGCAGAACGCAGCCACAAGUGGAUAUACAGCGAACCUACUCAAGAUCAAGAAAUCAACUUGGCCUCCGCGUCUGCAGAAUCGUAUCCAAGGACAUGGGAAGCCCAGUUCCAGUGUGGUAUAACGACCAUAGCACUGAUUAGUGUGACAGAAGGUGUUAUUCAACUGGGAGCAGUUCAGAAGGUGAUAGAAGACCUGAACUACGUGGUCCAAUUAAGGAGAAUGUUGAGUUACAUAGAGAGCAUCCCAGGAGUGCUAUUACCACACCCAUCAUCAUCGUCUUCGUCUUCUUUUUCUCAUGGAUUGGGUUGUGGAGUUUCAGAUCAACAACGGCCAGGGCCUGAACUUCUCUAUGACCCAUACUUGAAUUUAAGUCCUUCAAUGAAAAGCCUUGAGGCCUUGCUGUCUAAACUACCUUCAGUGGUGGUGCCGCCGCCGCCACGGCCACCACUUCCGCCACAGUCAGAGUCUCUGUUUUUAUCAUCUCAGGUGAUGAAGGAAGAUGUUGAGGAUGAAUAUAAGCCUCAAAUGAUGGAGAUGGGUGAGACAAGCAACUCCAUGCAUAAAAGGAAUAUGAUGGGCUAGUAAUUGAAGAGUACUGAUGGGGGAUUUUGAGUAAGUAAUUAAUUAACAAACCCAUGUUAGUAAACAUAAAUUUAGGCUUCUCAAUCAUGGGAGGGAUCAAAAUUAGUUCUGAGUUCUAACGUUGUUGUAAGUAGUUAAAUUAAGUAUUAUUGGAAUUAAUUUUGGCAUCUUGUGAUUC
Messenger RNA from Neltuma alba, 1139 nucleotides. Its product is annotated as protein RICE SALT SENSITIVE 3-like. The record is from RefSeq and is a predicted model, not a curated record. Bases 35 to 961 code for a protein of 308 amino acids. The transcript has 6 exons. NCBI's taxonomy places the organism in Eukaryota, Viridiplantae, Streptophyta, Magnoliopsida, Fabales, Fabaceae.